Porites lobata is the source of this 25430-nucleotide messenger RNA. The record is from the annotation of a GenBank genome assembly. Lineage: Eukaryota; Metazoa; Cnidaria; Anthozoa; Scleractinia; Poritidae.
AUGUCGUCAAGGUGUAAAAAGUAUUACAAGUGUUUUAGUGAAGAAAGAAACCUAAGGAGACAUGAAAGAGUUCACACCGCGAAAAAGGCUUAUGAAUGUAAACAGUGUGGCAAGUGUUUUAGCAAAUCAGGACACCUAAGGAUUCAUGAAAGAGUUCAUAGUGGGGAAAAGCCUUAUGAAUGUAAACAGUGUGGCAAGUGUUUUAGCAAAUCAGGAGGCCUAAGGAGUCAUGAAAGACUUCACACUGGGGAAAAGCCUUAUGAAUGUAAACAGUGUGGCAAGUGUUUUAGGCAAUCAGGAGACCUAAGGAGUCAUGAAAGAGUUCACACUGGGGAAAAGCCUUUUGAAUGUAAUCAGUGUGGCAAGUGUUUUAGCCAAUCAGGAGACCUAAGGAUUCAUGAAAGAGUUCACACUGGGGAAAAGCCUUUUGAAUGUGAAGAGUGUGGCAAGUGUUUUAGCCAGUCAGGACACCAAAGGAUUCAUAAAAGAGUUCACACUGGGGAAAAGCCUUAUGAAUGUAAACAUUGUGGAAAGUGUUUUAGCAAAUCAGGAGACCUAAGGAGGCAUGAAAGAGUUCACAAGGAAGAAAAACGUUUUCGUCAUGAUGUAGGCUUGCAGACGCAUAAAAGUGUUCACACUGGGAAAAAGCCAAUUAAAUGUAAACAAUGUGGCAGGUGUUUCAGUGCAGCAGGAAUUCUAAAGAGACAUGAAAGGUUUCACACCAGAGAAAAGCCUUAUGAAUGUAAGCAGUGUGACGAGUAUUUUCAUCAUUCAAGUGCUCUUAGGAGGCACAAUGAAGUCCACAGUGACAAAAGUCUUUUUAAUCGUUUGCAGUGUAAGGUUAAGAGAGCAGGAAGUAAUAUAAUGUCAGGAAUUCCCAACAGCACGCUUUCUCGUAGAGAAAAUGGAAACAGUGAUAUGGAAAUUCCGCAAACAGAUAUCAUUGAGAAACACAGCUGCUGGGUUUGUCAAGAGGAGAUGAACAGUGAAGUUCUUCUUCUUCAACAUUAUGAAAGUCAUAUGAGACAUGUUGUUGAAGAUGGCUGUCGAAGUUGAGGAACAGUUGGGUCUUUAGGAUUUGUUAAUCUUCGUACCUCUUCCAGUUUUUAAGUUGUCCUUUGUAACAGUAUCAUCUCGUUUGGUCACCUUUGAUUAAUUGGUUGAGUCGAAAGUUCAAAUUAUGUUUGUAGUGUUUAUUUUAUUUUGAUUAGUGGACAUUGCUGUUUUUUAAAAUGGACAGAGCAGUUCUUUUGUGAUCGUUUUCCGUUGUAAAUAACUAUCCUUCCACCAGUGAAAAUAGAUAAACAGAGAAUUGUAAUCUCCGGAGUAGUCAAUCGGUAAAAAUCGGUAUUGAUUUAUCAAUCGAUGGAUCGAUAAAAAUCGGUAAGUCUGAUUUGAUUGAUAUCGAUUGUAUCGAUCAAUCGGUAGAAAUCGAUGACACACUUGUUUCGUUUAUCGAUUUAUCUAGAUUGUACCGAUUUCAUCGAUUUAUAUCGGAAGAUACAUCUGUUCUUCUGUUCAUCCAAAAAUGAAAAUUGAUUUCAUCCAAACAGUGAAUUUGUUGACAAUUGAGUUGCAAUUGAGAGUUGAAGGAUCAAACAAUUUAUUAUCACUUUUUUCCAAAAAAGAAAAGUUUAAAAGAAUCUCAUCUUUUCUUUAAAACUCGGUUUAAAGUUUUCUUCUGAUGGCCGAAAUUGGCCAGGUUUGUAGGCGCCCAGUUUUUCACGAUUUAGAUCUACCACCCUUUCAAAAUAACAUCAUUUCCGUGUUUAGUUACUUGCUGGAGAAGCCAAUAGAUAAAAACCGAAAUCGAUGAAAAUCGAUAGCGAUCAAGUGAUUUUAUCGACAGAUAACGGAAAACGGUGAAAAUCUAUCGAGGGAAAUCUUUUAGCCCAAAUUUCAGGCAUCCCUUCCACUCUAGGGGAUGUCUGAAAUUCAGGCGGGGAAAUCGUUUAUCUUGAAUUGUAUUUCUCGUGGUACUUGCCUGCGAGAACUGCGAAUGUAAUUGAACCAAACCGUUUUUGUUUUUAUGUACAAAAGGGUCACGGUUUUAGAGAGAAUCUUGUGUCUGUAAUAGUUUCCACAUUUCUUAUUUUUAUCUUUGUUGAUCAGUUGUUACUCGCGGAUGUGUUUUCUCAGCUGUACUAUCUAACUUAUGCCAAAAAACAACAAUGUCGGACUUACCAUUAUAAAUCGUUUAAAUCAUGAAAAAUCGAUAAUAUCGAUUUGACACAGCAAUCUAGUUUAUCGAUUUUCACCGAUUUCCGUUAUCAAUCGAUAAAAAUCACUUGAUUGCUAACGAUUUUUAUCGAUUGACUACUCCGGGAAAUCUGGGGGCGCAGAGUUCAACUCCUCGGACAAGCUUGUAAAGUCUGUAAAUAGCCAACUGGUUUGCUUUCGGCCAGUUGGGAAUCUUAACCCUGUGGGCCGCAAUGAAAACUAAUGGUUUACCAGUAAUUGUGUUACCCUUAUAGUUAAUAACGACAGUUUUUUAAUCUUUCCGUCAGAGUGAAAAAAAAACUUUGCUUCGUGUCGAAGGACGAGUGGGCGACCUGUGAACUGAUAAGGAAUGAAACCUUUGACGCUCAAAAUCAGGUUAAAAUAGAGUUUAGAGUUUCAGGUGUAAACAGGAGCUUAAUAGUGGAUGAGAACAUGUGACCAGUGCCACGCCCGCCCCUGUCCUUAGCCGAGGUGUUUGAUUAUCUCUUGGUCUUUAGUCAGGGCUAUUUAGAAUUGUUAAUGUUUCCGUUUCUAAAUAAGAACUUUUCUAUUUGGAACAAGAAAAAAAUCGGUUUCAUUGUUAGUGGGACCCUAUUCUCAUAGUUUCUCUAUCCAGUCUGUGAGGGGCUCCCCCAAAUCACAACAUGAUUAAUGAGCCUUUAGCAGAUGGUCAAUUAUGUGGACAAAAACGGCUACUUUGGCAUAGAAGCAACGCAUUACGACAUGACAAACAAAUCUCUUAGUCUCUUCAGCUAUAGGCGCCCUAAAACGUGUGCGGCCCUUUAUAUCCAAAGAAACUGCAAUUCAAAUUUAUAACGCCUUAAUUAUGCCUCAUUUUGAUUACUGCAGCCCCGUCUGGGACUGUUUGAUUGGUUACUUGAGUGAUAAGCUCCAAAAAUACAGCUGACAGCUGUCAAAACAGGGUAUCCGCUGACCAGUAUCACUUGACCGUAUCACGGGCUCAGGUCGAGUAUCUUUUUGACGUUAUCCGCUGACAAGUUACUAGUUUUCAAAUGAUUUCAGGCUCAAGUUUAAUUUUUUUAAUUCAUAUGAAAUGUGUUUUAUAAGGACCCUACAAUUAAAAUUUUGACUUCAAACUGACCUCGGAAGCUAAAAUUCAGCCAGUUUUUACAGGCAGGGAAGACAUGCCUUUUGCUUUUGACUUUUCUCACCAAGGUCACGCGUUGGUCACCCUUUACGUCCAAUUUUUAUACUCUGAUUGGCCAAAAUUUGACAGGUGAGUUCAUGCGCAAAAUUUAUGCAGCAUCUUAAAUCUUCUUUACUUCGCCAGCUGAAGCUGACAGAGUUUUGUGUCAACUUUUGUUUUUAACUGUCUUUUUUCCACUGAAUGUACAAAGUGAAAUUCAGCUGCUAUCAAGAGUCUUCUGUUAUUCGUGGCUAGUUUGCUUCUUGGGUUUUUGGUUGAGAAAUAAAUCCGAUUUCGGAUGGCAUCGUUUUCGUUUUUCACCUUGCUUGAUGCGUAAGACGGUUGAAAAAGUCUGAAGCGAUUCUAGUCUUACUUGAUAGUUUUCAGUGCAUCUCGAAUGGUAAGCCUGAGUAGUUAUUAUAUUUGAUGUUUGUUUUUUAUAUCUAAUUUAAUGAAGUCGAGCGUAGUCUAUGCGGCUAUUUGGUUUAUGCACGUUUGUAAGAUUUGAGACAAUGAUCUGACCCAGUAUCAGGUUUGAUUAUAAGCUUAUAGAACUUUAAAAAGCCUUUAGACAUGCUCUCACCACAAAUAGAAAGAAAACGUUCCAUAGAAUAUUUAGUUUUAUUAUUCAUUCAAAAUAUUUUCCCGAUUCUGAUUGGCUAAAAGCACACGAUUAAUUCGCCAUAACCAGUUACUGAUGACUAAAUUUGGAAGAAGUUUGUAAUUAACGAGGAACUGACGUCAAAAAUGCAGCGUUUUCGCAGGUUAAGGCACCGUUAACCGAGAAGACCUGGAGACGAGGUUGAGUUGUUUUGGUUGUGAACUUGAAAAAUGGCGGACAUUUCACUCGUUUCAAGAGUAAGAACUAGGCGAAACAAUAGCUAAAAACAUUGCAAGAACAGCAAGAAGACAACUUGAAGGGCGACAUCAUCCUCGGAGACCCGGGGGCAGAUAAAGGGGGCGAGGGAAAGUCUAAACGGGCGGAAAAAUAUGGCACGAAGAAAAGUAAAGAACGGCGAGAAGAGCCCCUGGGGACAAUGUCUUACCAAACCAGUUCCAAACGGUCGCCGCCGUUCUGGCUUCUGAUUGUUGCCAGAAAACUUGUGUUUUUCUGGCAAACAAGAAACAAGAAGAAGAAACAAGAACGAGAAGUCUAAAGACUACUGCAAAGCGGAUUUAAAACAACGUGUAUUGUGUUUUAUAACAAUAUUUUGGCUGGCCAUACCAGCCUUCUUCAGGUUUACAGAUGUUACAUCCCCUAAUUUGUGUUGGGUGUUCUGUGCAAUUAGUAAGGGAGGUUUUUUUUUUGAGAUUGCAUUCGUUCGUCGUCGUCGACACACAUUUGCCUCGCUUUGAGGCGCUUGCUUACGUUUUGCCUCACUUUGACGCGCUAACUAACGUGGUGAUUCGUGUGUCCUCGGCGUUCAUCUUUCAAACGUUUUCUGAGGUCUGCUAUUCUGUCUUCGUCAAUCGUUCAUCUUUUAAAAGUGUGCUGAAUCUUCGUAAAGCGUACAUAUUUAAGAGUUUGCUGAAGGUCUACUAUCGAUCUGUGAAGCUCGGCGGCACCAUUUCAUCAUGACUUGUAAUAUUUUCGGCACUGGACAAACGAACAUUUUAGCCCAAUGUUAUUUAUUCGGAAAAACGUGACCAGCCCACAGUUGCGCCACUCAAGCCACUGAAAUCAAUACACUCAACCAAAUUACUAGAAAAGUUAUUGACGUGAGCCGCAAACACAUUCCACUGAAGGCUUUGAUGAUUCCCUUGAAACGUGUGAAAUUGAGAGGUGUAGUGCAAGUGAACCAGUGUUCAAACAUAAUCAUUGUGCCCCGGCAUUCACCACAAAAAUGUGGUCUUGGGUCGUUCUUUAAUAUCAUCACAAGUUAAGAAGACUUACCAGUAACGGUUUCCGGCAUUUGUAUAGGUAAUAGCAUGAUUUGUAGUGAUAUUUGGCAUAAAUACCACGAGUGAUAUUUCGAAAUUGUUAUACGUAAUUUCACGAGCCGUUAGGCGAGUGAAAUUCGAGACAAUUUUGAAAUAUCACGAGUGGUAUUUAUGCCAAAUAUCACGUACAAAUCAUGCUAUUAUUUGUUUAUACUACUACCCGCAAAAGGUUUGUAAUUUUCACAUGUAGGUAUUUCAAAUUAAGCUGAAAUACCACUGCUCUAAGCCAAUCAGAUUGCAGUAAUUUCUCAUGUAGUAGUAUAAUACAGUAAAUUUCAGUAAUUGUCUACAUGUGGAACUCCCAAUAUUAAAUAAAUUUAAUGAUUACAUCUAAAACUUUGUCAACUGUUUGCUUUUUAACAGUACCUAGGCUGGGUUGUUCAAAGCUGGGUUAAGAUAACCUAGGCGAGGAGGGUUAGAGCGAGAUUUGAACUCAGAUCUGAAAGCUUCAUUUUGCCAACAAGUUGAUGAUUGGACGCUCUUAAAAAUAACUGAGAAAAUUAUCCAAACAAACGUUUUUUAACAAAAGAAAAAGAAACCCGGGUUAAUCGCUUAUCGGCCCUCGAACAACGGCGUCCUGUAGAACAUCUAUUUCGCCAGUGAAACACAAUGUUCUUUUUACAUGCCCGAAGCACUCUGGCCAAUGUCUCCUCAAAUAACAAGCACUUGAGACGAACCAUACGAUAUCACGCUGAUCACUAGCCUUAAAAACCUUUUCAUUUUCAUACUCAGUUUAAAUCGAGGUUUCGCUGUACGAAACCCUUACGUUCAAAAUAUGCCAUAAUCAUAGUUAUCUAUCGCAAGAGCCAUCCACCCUUUCCCCUCAACUGCUACCUUUACGCCUAGCAAACAUAUCGAACGCACUCUCCUAAGCUCCGAUUACUUCUAGUUAUUUUGAAUGAAUAAUAAAACAAUUAUUGAAUUCGUCUUUUGUAUCAUAUGAAGAAUUAUGGAGAUCUCGGAGGGUGUUAUCCGACUCAGCCUACGGUCUCGACGGAUAACACCCUCCUCGAUCUCCAUAAUUCUUCAUAAGAUACUCAGCCUCAUUCAUUAAUUGUUAAAUAAUUCUGGCUGUAAAAGAAAACUUUGAGCGAUUUUCUUGCCUCGAGUUCAUCUUUGAAAAAAGCAAACACCAGGAAGCAGGCUUAAAACAUAAACAAAGAUUUUCAGAGGCACUUUAAUACUUGUCUUCGUGAAUGAAAAUUGUUGUCUCUGUAUAUUAUUUUCCUUUUAUUGAUUGUUAGUAGUCUCUUAUGCAAUUUUAAUCGCUCUGCCGUUUGUUUUCAGUCGCUCGCAAACAUCGCUUGCAGGAGUAGUCAAAAUGCCGCGCGUAUCAAACGCUUAUGAAGAUUACGCAUCCUUAUAAAACCAUUAAAUAAAAAAUAAACAUAAUAAAUUCUUCAUUAUGUUUAAGCGUAUAACCCUAUUAAUCUUAAUUUAAACAGUCGACUUUGCCGCUUGUCCAAAGUAAGAGCUAGCCGUGUAGGUGAUUUUGGAAAUUUUUUUAACGGUCUCGCUAAAAGCCCUAGACUACGAGUAGUCCCCCAUUUUUCCUCAGGGAUAGUAGAGCGAGCGAAACGCGCGCGCUCGUGAAAAUCACCCCACGCGAGAAAAGGCGACAGGCGGCGUGUCGCCUUUUCUCGCGUGGGGUGAUUUUCACGAGCGCGCGCGUUUCGCUCGCUCUACUAUCCCUGAGGAAAAAUGGGGGACUACUCGUAGUCUAUAAAAGCCUACGCGUGCUUGAUCGUCCUGAUUGAAUGAGUGCAAUUUGUGUUGCAAAAUUGUGAAAUACUGCAUUCUGUCCGAGGUCUGUUUGGUAAAAACAGCACCUCAUGGUACUGUUUCACCUCAGAUGUGAUGUAUAAAAAAUAUAAAAGGUUGGUUUACACGUCAGCAGACUUGUUGGCAAGAUUUUGUAAAGUAAACUUGUCGAACGCAAAAAAUUCGGCCUGAUUUGUUUUCCAAGCCUAAUCUACUGUGAUCAAGAGCCAUUAUGGCUGUUAAAUGUGAUCGAAGAUAAUUGCUAUUUUUUGGGUGUACAUAUAAGGCUAUCAACUCGAUGUAAGAUUAAGUUCACUCUUAGAUGGACUGUUUGCAAAUUAUUUUUCUCUAAAAUCACUUAGCCUUUCCCUCAAAAGUCACAUGAAUGUGCUCUAAAGUUAACUGAUUUGUGGAAUACAAGUUUAUUGUUUGAUUUAAAUUAUAAAUUCGACUUAAUAGGAGCUUCACUUUUAGCCCUGGCUAAAUCUAUAUAUUAAUAUAUAAUGACAAUGACUGCAGUACGUCGGGAGGAAGCAAAUUUUGACAAGUUACAACGACGAGUCAUUUGUUCACUUUCUUCUCUUACUCAGUGACUAAUUGUGAUCCUAGUUAAAAUACUCCGGAGCACAGUUUUUCUUAAUAUUGAGAAUGUGAUGUAGCGACCGGUGUUGUCGUCUUUCGUUUUUUUUUUUGGUGGGGGGGAAUUUUUUUUUUUUUACAAAGGUCUUGCACCUUAUACGUGCCUACAUCGUCCAAAAACUACACCGGUGGGUACUUCAUGUACUGUCAUGACAUGACAGAAAAAAAUGACAGGAUUGAUCGACACAGCAGAAAAGACGAACUUUUAGUCCAUCUGAAUGACAGCUUGCCUCUCGAGCGAUUUGUGCUGCUUUUUAAAAGCUUAGUUGUAAAAUUGCAAUUGUACAUUUCGGUAGACGGAGAUUAGACUCGGGGGUGCACUGCAUUUUAAGAGAUGUUAUAAAUGCAGUGAAUUUCUUAUUUAUCGGUCCGAGAUUUGAUUCAAUUGUUUUGGCACCGAUCUUAAGGUUGAAUUGUUACAUAACUCAGGGUUGCUGUAUCCAUGCUGCACCCAUGCUCGGUAUUCUUCGUUUUCACUGUCACGCAAUAAACACGGCACAAAAAAAUACAUUUGAAACCGUCAAGUGGAAGAAGCCAAGAAAAUGAAAUGUUAUAAAAGACUAAUAUAUAAACAAUUUGUCCAAAUCUCAGGUCUUUGUGGCCCACAGUUUCUGAGUUAGUUGCCGAAACAUUUCACGCAUCUUUGUAGAGCUUUGUAUGGAGACGCCAUAUUGGUGGACAGAAACUGUCCACCAAUAUGGCCGCCGGAAAUCAACAAAAACAUCUGGAGUUCACUUUUUCUAUAAAAGCUCCUCCUUUUCACUUGAGAACUAGCAUACUUGCGCAUAAACAUAUCUUCUAAUACUUGAAAUGGUUAAACUGCUGAAAAUCAAGCGGAGAGACUUUUUUCAAGGAGAUAGCAUUCCUAUUUUGGUGUCACGCACCGUGAAAACUCGGAAGUUCAAACUGCUGUAUUUUCGAAAUGAAACAUGCUUCGGGGCUGGAAACUUGUACAAAGAUUUAUUUCCUAUUAAUCUUCAACCUAGUGUAAAAAAGAAUUCGUAAAACCUCGCUUUUUUGACUUUGCAAUCUGAUGACGUCACCGUGAAAACCAUCAAUAUUCACGUGUAAAAAAAGUUGCAGAUUCAAGUGAAUGGACCUUGUCAGACUUAUCAAGUCCUUCAAAGCGCAUUUGAUCAUGUCCCAUGGAAAGUUGCGCUAUAUAAGUUUUCAUUAUUAUUAUUAUUAUUAUUAUUAUUACUUGUGUUGGAAUGUUUUAACAAAUUGACUAUGUGACCUGUCGGUUAUAUUACUGAUUUGGAAAUUUCUAAUGUUAGUUAAAAAGCUGUAACUUUUGGUAACAAAGUGAUUUACAAGCAAUAUAUGACGACUAAACUUGCCUCUCAGUUCUCAGAAAAAUUUUGUUUGCUACUUUUCACAUGACGAAAAAGGAAACUUAAAUGCAUCCCCAACCACAACCACCAAUGCAUGAACAUUACUUAAGCUUAAAUGGGCUUUCUCAUGAUAUUGCAGCUCUUUCAAGUGAAUUCUGUGUUGAAGUCAUCACUCAGUACUUUUACCCCAAGGCGGUGCUCUAAGGGGGUGUUUACAUGACUCCAGGGCGACUUUCGCGUCGGUCCGAGUUCACUCUGGUUCCCUUCCACGGCUCUUCAUUUGUUUUAAAAUACAUGAUACCACCAGAAAAUGCCAUGCCGCUGCGAGUCACCCCAGAGUGAGUUCAUUCACGUUGUUGUAACGGAGUGAGGUAAAAAAUUUCAUAACGGUAUCAUGUAAACGUGAAAUGACCACCUGUUUUGGUGUUAAUCGGUCUGCAAGUGGACUGGAAUGGGUAGGGUAUACAUAAUGUUUGCGAUUUGAAGUGCACAUGUAUUAACAUAAAGUGUACCUUCAAAUACCAGAGAUAUGAGGUGACCCAUCAAAAAAUCAAAAAGUCAUCCCGGUAUGAAACUCGCACCGGUGCAAUUUUCUCAUGUAAACACGCCUUGAGGAAAAUUUCAGCAUUUAAUGAAAAUUUUCCAACUGAUGCGCCCACGCCUCAAAAAUGGUCACCCAAAAAGAAAUUUCAGGGAGCCCAUGAGUCUCCAAAACAUUCCAGCUGAGCUUCCCAGGCCUUCAAGUUGGUCACAUGAGUACAUCUAGUAAAUCAAUCAAAUUAUUUUUCCAAGCAAGUCCUAGUAUUUUGUAAGCACACCGAUGUUACUGUGCUUUGCUGAUUGCUGAACUUGGUCAUUUUAGCUCUAGGUGGCAAGAAAAACCCACAUAUUGUCUGUUUAUGAAACCCAUAAAGUUUCUGUGCCAUACUGAUUCCGAAAAAUGUGGGCAAUGUAGCCCAAAUUUUGAAGUUUUUAAUAGAAUGAGAAAAGAAAAUUUGGCAGGUUUAUGAAAUUUUGAUAAAAAGGUUUUUGAGUCAAGUACUUCACUCGCCUGAAGCCAGUUGUUAGUUGUCUCAGGUGAACACAUUACGUCAUAGACAUUGUGCAAAUAUCCAGUGUCUGUAAAGCGGGUUAAUUUUAGAAAAAAAAAUAAUAUGCACUUUUUUAGAACAAACGAAACUUCCUAUUAUAUUCAGGUCUCCGUGUUAAGCUGCUGUUCGUACAACGGGGUUCUACUGUUAUUUUUUUAUUGGUAAUUUCGGCAGGCAUAGCAGUUAAAAUUUAAAAAAAUAAUUAUCCCAACGUUUCCAAGUUUCAAUCCAUGUGCCCAACCUUGCCAUCCUUCUUUACAACAGAUGAAAGGAAAUAGUUUCAUUGCCUGAAUAUUGCCUUGAAUAUCUUAAACCGUUAUCAAUUGUAGCACUUUAAAACAACAGCAAAUAGCUUGACUUAGCCCCUUUAAGUGCACACUUCAGAAAAUGGUAAGUGAAGCGUGACUUUAAAUUUGUAUUCUCUAAGUUGACCCGUAUAUUUUACACUGGUAAUCAAUGCAACCAGGCCCAGUGUAUAAUAAAAUGAAAAAAAUAUUUUUUUUUGCUUUUAAGACUUAGUUUAACCUAAGUUUACUGCUAAAUGAAAUAUUCCACAAUCAUCUCAUGGUUUUUGUCCCGAGAGACAAGGGACAAAAGCUAUCUAAUUGCACUGGAAGUCAAUAUGUUGCUUGUAACUAAUAUCGGUGUAGGGCUCCAAAGCUUGGUUUGCUUUUCGACCAAUCAGCUAAAAUUCCAGAUUCUAGAAACAGGCAAACGACACAUAAAGUAAAUGUAUCAGGUAUCCUUUUCUUCUUGUCUCCCAAACAAAAUGGAAGAAGGACGGCCUGAUCGCAGGUUAUGCAGGAAUUGCAAAGCUAAAUUUCACUCUUAACUUAGUGUACAUAAAUGGCAUCAUAAAAUGUUAGUGACACUCCUGUUUCAGUCAAAUCCUGUUUAUAUGGACACUGAAGGGUCCUUAGGAAGUAUCCAUGUUAAUGAGGUGUUCUUACUAUACUAAGCUGGUUUAAUGUUGUUGAGGUAAAAAAGCUUUUAUUCAAAUAAAAUGCUCAUGAAAUAAAAGAGGAUAUAGCAUCUUUAAAGGAAACAUCUCUAACCAUCCGAAAGCUGCCAUUCUGUGGACUAACUUCACUGAAACACUCUUUUAUCAUUUAUUCAUAUAUAGUUAACCAAAACCAUUGGUAGUCUUUACACUAGAGUUUAAAUAAGCUAAGAAAUAUUUCAAGACAACUAAAUUGUAAAUUCUUCAAGUAAAAGAAAGCUUCACACACAACCUAUAUUUUUUACUUCAGGUUUGCUUAAGCCUAUUUUCCCACGGAGCAUAAUUAAGAAUGAUUGACAUGCUUCGGCUUUCUCGAAGCUUAGAAACCGCAAGUUCCUUAAGUCGGUUUUAAGGAUGGUUUUAAAGUCACUUGAAACUUUCUUGAAUCGUUUCAACUUUCCAACUUUAAUGAGAUGCAAAGUAAAGUUACUUGAAAUUUCAGAUAGGCCUUCACACGGUAUUUUUUAGUUAAGUAAAACUUAGCAGCUCUUAAGUCUUACUUAACAGCCUAGCGUAAAGACAACCAUUCUCUGCUUAACUUGUUUGAUGCCAUAAGCAAAUUACAUAUUGACAUCUACAAAUCAUCCUCUGGUGUACUUUAUUGCUUGGAACAUCGACAUAGUGAACUGAAAGGUUUUGUUUUCAAGAAGGAAAUGUUUAUCACAACUUGAAGUUGACAAUGAAGUGCCCACAUUAGUGAGGUUAACUUGAUACUGGGCACGAAACAAGUGUCCAUUGUCUGUAUUAAGGGAUGUCUAUAUUAAGCGGGUGUCCUUUAACCGGGGUUUGACUGUAUAUUUUAUAAUAACUGAGCAAAUCCUCACAAGCUGAUUGGUCAAGAGCUAUGGUCUAUGAGUGUAUAGACCAUGGAAAUGAUGUAACAUGUCACGCAGGAAACUGAAUAUAAAUGUUAUUGUAAAAAACAAAUCGACCACAAUUUCCCAUGGUCUACACUCUUUUAGUAAAAUCCAACUAGUGGUCUAUUAUCAAUGCUGCAUUCUGAUUGGUUCAGCUACUACUAGGCUAUAUGUUAUAACCCACUAGUAGCGAAAAGCGCGGGCUUUUUGGCGGCAAAAAAGGAUUAAAGUCUCGCUUUAACAAGCUAAAAUUUUUUUAUUCUCGAUAUUUUUGACCAACUAGUUGGAUUUUACUAAAACAAUUAUUCCUUUCGCCCCCAUGGCCUCUGAGUCAAUAGCACAUUCGGCCUUCGCCCUCAUGGGCUAUUGACUCAGAGCCCAUUCGGGCUCGAGGAAUAAUUGUUAAAUAGACUGUAGAAAUGAAGCAAUGGUAUUUGUUAUUCAGCAGAAAUUUUAAGGAUUGUGAAGGUUAAAGUUGUGUUUCCACCAAGACACUUUAUGCUCGAUAAAUCCAAAGCUGCCUCAAAACUAUCAACUGAUCAAAUCAUGACCAAACUGGGCUUGGAACCUCUCUAUUAUAGAAGACGGACACACAGUUUAAGAUUUGUUAAUGAGUGCAUUGCAAACAGAGUUCCCAGAUUCCUUUCUAAUUAUUUCAAUGUAAGAAACCAUGACAUUCACCGCCACAAAACUAGAAAUAAUAAGAACCUUAUUUUACAAAAAGUCAACUUAGAAUGCGCCAAGCGCACUUUUUUCUACAAAAGUGCAAAAAUAUUUAAUAAUUCGUAGAAUUUAUAACUGUUCGAAUCUUCCGUUUAGUGUAACUAUUUUAUAAUAUUGUAAUUUGAUCUUUAUCCAUAUUUUUAAAUCUUUUUUUGAUUUUGAUUUGUCAUUUUUUACAGGACCUGCAUUGAUGGCAGUUUUUUUCUUAAAACUGAUGCAGCAAUCUUGUAUAAAUAUGUUUCAAUUAUUAUUAUUAUUAUUAUUAAAGCCAGAAUUACGGUGAAAACAAAUUGCACGUGCAGCCAUUUUUUUUUUAAUUAGCAAAAAAACAAAUUUGCACGUGCAGCACGCUUUUUGUCUUUCUUUGCCGUUGUUUUGCAUAACUACAACGCUGUUUUGUAGGACUAAAACGUCAAACUUCCUAGUUACACAUUAUUUUUAUGGAGGAGUUGUCGUAUGUGCUUACCCAAUAUUUUGUCUCCUGUGUUCAUGUUCGCUUUCAUUUUUUUCUGCCGCUUAUUUUCACUUUGCUGGCCGCUAACAUUUCUCAUUGUCUCACAGCCGCUUUGAAUUUUCAUGUUUUUCUUCCUACAAAAUUCGUCUCUUUUGUUUUCAAUCACUCGCUCUAGCUCUUUCUCUGUUAUCCACGUGAGUGUAAACAUCAAAAAUAACGUCGAAAAAGACAGGUCUUUGUUGUUGCUUUUUCUCUCUAAAAGUCCAGGCGGCUACGCGAUUUCUUUCCGUUGCAUUUGGGUUGCCAUACCUGUUGAUUGAAUUAUUUUACAUUGGUAUGCCUGUGGUGCGGACGGACGGUCGGGCGGUCGGUGUACGGUCACGUGAUUACCAAAUUUUCUCGGAUGGGUACUUUACCACAUUUUUUAGCCAUGGUGCUCCCGUGCGCGCUUCGCGCGCGAGAGCUCCGCUAGAAAAAUAAUCUCAACUAAUAUCUACACAUUUUUGUAAAGAUUUAUAGUUGAGAAAAUUUUAUAAAAGAUGAAAGAUUAUUUAAUUUUUCUAAAGGCGAUCAUUUUUACAACCUUUUAUCUCGAUUAUGUUUUUUUAAUUGAUGUUAACCAGCUAAAGGGCAUAUUUCCACAUUCUUCUCAGAUUUAGCUUUUUAAAAACAUCCUGGAAAACUAUUUAAGUUUUAAAUUUCAAUGUAGUCAUGACUAAGCAACAGGGGCACCUGACGGCGGUUUCCUCCUAAAAGCAUUGAAAUCGCUUUUUAGGCUAUAAAGAGUACUUUUAGAUCUAUAGAAAUGCACUCUAAUUCGUCUCUGUUCGGUCAUCCUAGGGCAGCUUGAAUCUACUCGAAAUUAAAAGGGCUUCAAAAUUUUCCCAAAAAUUUUACAUGCAAUUUAUAGUGGUAAUGGAACUAAGUGGAGGGCAAUUUGUGUAGGUAAUAGCAUGAUUUGUAGUGAUAUUUGGCAUAAAUACCACGAGUGAUAUUUCAAAAUUGUUAUACGUAAUUUCACGAGCAGUUAGGCGGGUGAAAUUUGAGACAAUUUUCAAAUAUCACGAGUGAUAUAUUUGGCAUAAAUACCACUGGUGAUAUUUCAAAAUUGUCUCAAAUUUCACUCGCCUAAGGGCUCAUGAAAUUACGUAUAACGAUUUCGAAAUAUCACUCGUGGUAUUUAUGCCAAAUAUCACUACAAAUCAUGCUAUUACCUAUACAAAUCAUACGCAUGACUUUAAAAUCGGACGAGCCAUUUUGAAACCGCCGAAUUCCGUCUGUACCAAUGUUUAUUUGACCAAAAUCUGUAAUUUGCGAAAUGAAAGGGAGACAGGGUGUUAAAACGCUCAUACAAAACCCUUUUCCCUUCCCUUUCGAAUUCAACAGCCCGCCACACAGGCUAAAAGUAGUUUCCCUUUUUUUCCCUUCCUGCCAGUUCCCCUUCCCCUUUCGACAUCUGCUAUGCAGGCUACUGUACACUGAAGGACAACAAUUUUUAAAGCUGUGAAGACAUCCACUGGACAUCUGACUGACCACUGUUCUCAAUACGUGUUCGUUCUAAUAAGGAUAAUGCAAAGUUUCCGAAAAGUUCAUGCAUGUUAUACCCGGUACGUGCCUAUGUUAUUCUUGCAUUGUCCGAGGCAGACUGAGUUCUACACCUCAUGUACAGAAACACAUCAGGAAGCCAUCAGGAAUAGUUCAGCAAACUGAUCGGAGAUAUGAAGACAGAAAACGCGGCAACAAAUGUUCAUUUAAAGGUGAGGAAAGCUCUUCGAUACGUUAAACAUGCAUAUACAUUCUGCAAUGAUUCAAGUGUAGGAUUAAUCAACGCAAUAUAGCCGGCAUAGUCAAUCGAACGAAACCGAACCAAAAAUAAUCGAACUAGAACUUUUCGGUGAGUUCGAUUGAUCCGAGAGGUUGAUAACCGAACUCAAUCGAACCAAUCAAACUCAAUCGACGCGCUUAGUUCGAUUUUGUUUUCCCUGCUAGCACAGGUCUUUCACGACGUGAGAGACCUCUGCUAGCAAGGAAGAUUUUGUUGGACAGAAAGACAAAACCUAUACAGUUUCAAUUGAAUCAGAAAGAUCUUAAUUAUUUAAGUAAUGUCUCAAAAUCGAUAAAUUCACAAUAAUACUGGGAAACAUGCAAGCACAGGCACCAGUUCACGUUGUAAAUGUCCAAGUUGGCCCUGGCCAUCGUCAGUUACCUUCAGAGCUGGAUCUUCCCUUUUCUUGAUAAUAAACUUUUCACCAACACUGACAGCGAAAGUGGGCACUCGUGGUAGCCUUUAACCACUGUUUCCAGAAUUGUUCAUGUUUUCUGCCCCCUGUGACAUCUUUGCGUACUUCUGUUUGAAAUUUAAGGCAAUACAUAACUUAUUUGGAUGCAACACCUUUUUUAGAAACCAGAUGAAGCUGGUUUUAUGUUCGAUUAUUGCAUGCAGUUUUCAGUUUUCGAAUGUUUGAUUAUGUUCGAUUGUUUAAGUGUUCAAUUUCCGAAUGUUUGAUUGAGUUUGAUUGGCAAAAUUUUGGGGUGAUUAAGUUCGAUUACCAAAACCAAUCAAACAAUCGAAUGAUUGGAGUUCGAUUGAGUUUGAUUACAGAACGUUCGAUUGACUAUGCCGGGAAUAUGGGAAAGCAAUCUUCCCUGGCGAUUUGUUGCAGUCACGGACUGCAGGUUACCGUUCGUAACUAGUACAGUAGCUACAAAUCACCAGAGAACACCAUCGAUGUAAGUAUCGAGAAAGUUUACAAUUUACAUUUCUAGGGAUUUUAAAAAUGUAGCGCAUUGCUGAUUUUUUGGCCUUUUAAGGUGGCUCGACUGGAUUUUUUGGGGUUGAUAUGAGUAAAGAUAUGGAAAAAAGGUUACCACAACUGUAUUAUAUACAGAUGAAAAUUUCUUAUGAUCUGGGUUUUAUUGCAAUCGGAGUCUCCAUGGCAACGUAAUGAUGCCAUUACGUUUUUCAUUUAUCUUUGUGUUUCUCUGUUCCAGGAGUUUUUUGAAGAAAUCGCUUAAGGGAGUAUGUACCUGCUAUAAUUGCCUCCAUUAUGGCAAAGUUUGAACAAAUUCUAUGAGAGCGUUUUUGAAAUAUUUUGAAAUGUAGUUGUAAGAGUAAUAAAAACAGUGAAAUAGCAUGCUACCUACACAAUCCGCUAAUAUUUUAAGAAAAUGGUAAGCUUUGGGAACGAGGCUUCAUCUCAUAGUGGUUUGAUUCCAUUGAAAACUGCAUACAAAAAAAGAGGGGAAUUGCUCUGGGCGAUCGCGAGUAAGAAGAAUUUUAUUAACUUACAUUUAGCUGCUUUUGAUACAGUUUUUGGACGUAAUUUGGUCCAUGGCUAAAAAUUUCGCAUUUUUCCAAAAACCGCUCGAUAAAUUUUUCUAUAAAUUCCACAAUCCCGAGACCAAUCGUCAAGAAAUAAUCUUUGCAAGUUUUAAGAACAUUGAAAACAGGGAAGGCUUUUAAAUAGGGCCUCAAAUAUAACCAAUUUUCCCCCCAGAUUUUGUGUUUACAAGUGAGCGUCCUCAUUAUUCACUGGCAUUGUUUUCAAGUGUCAUAUAAUUUUUAGCCAUGGACCAAAUUACGUCCAAAAACUGUAUCAAAAGCAGCUGAAUGCAAGUUAAUAAAAUUCUUCUUACUCGCGAUCGCCCAGAGCAAUUCCCUUCUUUUUUUGUAUGCAGUUUUCAAUGGAAUCAAAUCACUAUGAGAUCUAGCCUCGUUCCCAAAGCUUAUCAUUUUCUUAAAAUAUUAGCGAAUUGUGUGGCUAGCAUGCUAUUUCACUGUUUUUAUUAUUCUUAAAACUACAUUUCAAAAUAUUUCAAAAACGCUCUCAUAGAAUUUGUUCAAACUAUGCCAUAAUGAAGACAAUUAUAGCAGGUACAUACUCCCUUAAGCGAUUUCUUCAAAAAACUCCUGGAACAGAGAAACACGAAGAUAAAUUAAAAAUGUAAUGGCGUCAUUAUGUUGCCAUGGCGACUCCGAUUGCAAUAAAACCCAGAUCAUAAGAAAUUUUCAUCUGUAUAUAAUACAGUUGUGGUAACCUUUUUUCCAUAUCUUUACUCAUGCCGACGUAGUUAAUGCUCAAAGUUGGGAGGUAUCAACCCCAAAAAAUCCAGUCGAGCCACCUUAAUAAUUUGGAAUUUCAAGUUUUGAUAUGAAACACGGCGGGAGGGGGGUACCACCAUAUAUGGGAUAUAUAGGUAUGUGCCGCUGUGGAAGGUAUGGUUUUCAAUUAGUUUACUCUGGGAUAGGGUAUAUAAAUCAGGGUGUUUGGGUCUAGAAUAGGGUAUCAUUUCAAGGAAACUGAACAACUGGUCGAAGAGUUUAGUCUACACUAGGGAGACUGGGAACUGGCACUCAAAAAUAUCCAAAAAUGAAAUCAGUAAGUUUAAAUUAAAUUAACGCAACUCAGCCUAAGAGCUACUCAAAGGUAGGAGGGAUUUGAGGAGUUUAGUCUAGUAUAGGGUAGCAAAAUUCAGCUGAAUUAGCUCUUGCCCCCCAGCCAUUACUUGUGGUUUACAGGCCACUGAAAAUUGAACAUAUUUUUUUGCACACUCGUCAUACAUUACCGCAUGAUUAUGUCAUUAUUUUGUAUAACAAACUAUAUUUAUAUAUGUUACCAGUCAAAUUUGAUUUCAGGUUAAAUUUUUUUUAACCUAGGUUGAUUCUUAAAGAAACAAAGGAAGUUGAGAAACAACCUGCAAUCAUGGACAAAAGUCCUUGGGACAGUAAUGCAAUAUUCAUAUUUUUCUGUCAUUUCUCGGUUCCCUCAUAAAACAGUGCAUUCUUUUCGAAAUUUUCUUGUAGUUCUCCCUCCUCCCACCCUAUACAAAGUUGAAACUAAGAAAAAUUCUGGAUACAUGUGUCCAUUAUUGUUUGUGGGGUGAGGCGAGGGGUCGGAACUGAGUGAACUGGAAAACGCCCCAGAAAUGCCAAAGUGUUCCAAGACUUUUGUCCAGGAUUGUAGGUUAAAUUAAAAUUAACCUGAAAUCAAAUUUGACCUGUAACAUGUACAUGUUUGUAGGCUUUAUUGACUGUAGUUGUUCAGUUCAAUCCAAAUUAAGUGUAGCUUAAUUGCCAAUGAGCAGCCUCUCGGAGAUGCAAGGCUGCGAGGCAGCAGCCUAAUAGAGCCAUGCGUGAUUGUUCCAGGGACAGAAAAAAAUCACGAAUCGAUGUAACAUAGUAAUGUAAGGCAACAUUUAUGACGUAAUGCAGAACAGAGAAUGCAUUGUUUUUUAGCGAACAUGUGAUACAGAUCAGAGAAUCUACGAGCCGUGUGCUCGUUUGUGAGUCCCGUGCUCAUCCUGUCUUUAACGAGUCAUCAGGUGGAUAUUCAUUUGUAUCAUACACAAUAGCUGUCGCAUUUGCGCGCUGGAAUUUUUUAUUGCCUACCACUAAGAAAAAAGAAAAGCCAUAAGAUUGAUUGCAUCCUUGAAGCAAAAUAAUUCGGAGGGCUUCAUUGGCGCACCAUAAAUCUUAUUUAGCUUUAAAAAGAGACCAAAUAUAAAUCUGUAUGUUGAAUAUUUGUGGACUUAAAUACGAUUUUUCAAGGAUUCUAAAUUGGUUUAUGUGCAUAACUUCAGACAAAAACACAAACUUCAAUAUCUUGAAAAAUUUGCUAUGCAAAGUCAAGACUUCAAAUUCUUUAGGCAGUGGAAUAGUUUAAUUCACUAUUUUCAAAAGACACCAACCCAUGAUCCGCCUUCCCUGCACAUGUCGUGGUAGAACUGCCAUGUGAUUCCCAGCCAACAGCUCUCACAUGAGUUGUGUGGAGCUGACACUUAAAGGAGUACUUUGCACUUGCCUCGGCAGUAGAGGAGGGUCUUUGAGACAUGGGUUUUUCCCGUUCAUGCUGAUGGACCCCAAUAAACGCCAAACAGCUGUCUGUGGCUGCUACUUCCUGCAUGAUAUGGCUGUGCACAUGCGUGGGUUGGUGUAUGUGUGCCCUUGCUUGCACUGUUUUCAAGGUAAUUUUCGCUUAUGCAUUUGUCGUAAAUUACUGUAAUUCAUGACAUUUGUAAACAAAUUGAACAGCACGUGCAUAUAGGUAAAAUCUUUGCUCAUUGGCACUUAGCGAUAGCUAUAACUAGUAUAUUAUACGGUACUCUUGCUUGUGUUACUAAAUAUUAUAGUUCACCUAACUUAAUCCUUUCAUCACUGACUAUUCUGAAGAUAAAGUGCCCAAGACACUGGUAGUUUUGAAAAAAGCAAUUUUUCAGAAAAAUAUAAACAGCAUAUAAUGUUUUUAAAUAGUGGAGGGGGGGUCUAACAACAAGUGUCGAGGUUUUCCUAACCAGCUAAGCUACAACAAACGGCUCUAACAAUUGAAUCUUUUUCCACCACUUGAAUGACCAACGAUUCAAAACAAGGUGAAUCAAAAAUGCUGUGUAGGUUUGAGAUCCCAAGCUAUGGAACUCAUAAAGACACUGAAAGUUCCCUUAGAGAUUUUCCAGCUGCAGACAUUUAUCAGAACAGAGUAAAUUUAAAAUUAGAGAUUACUGGGCAUUGGGACACAGACACCCUGAUGAGAGUGGUUCAUCAGUGUGCUAUACUGCCUUGUGUGAAUUAUCUAACAGACAUUAAUGUGGAAAAAGUCAUUACAGUUAACCCAAGUCAAGCGUGCCCCCAAGAUUACGUUAAUGAAUUUAUUAUUCGAAAGUUGAAUCCAUUGAUAGUUGUAGAUUUCAGAUUCAUGUCUGCAUUCUUGCAUGCGUAAUGAGCCGUGAAUUCACACGCGAUUCACUUACGAAAUUUCUACCAGCUAAGUUUCCCUGAAUUUGACGUGAAUGUCUUCUACGAAAUUUAACUCAUUUAAAGGUUUUCAAUCUGACCAAAUACAGAGAAGUUCUCGUAAAAUAUUCACUGCUCAGUACGCAUGCAGGAAUGCUGAUUUGAAUUUAACACCAGUUAACGGAACGACUAACGGAUUCAUUUUUUAAAUAAUCAGUUCAUUAAUAGAAUCUUAGAGGGUACGCUUGACCUGCCUCGACUGUAUUCUGUUUGCCAAGUAGCAUAUGCAACUUGGCACACAAAUGAAAGCUCAUGAUGAUCAGCAGCAAACUUUGUGAAUAACCAGAUCUUUUUUUUUCUUUUUAAAUAGUGACUUUGCUAUUGUCAUUCUCAAAAAAAUACAUACUUACAGGAGUCUCUUUACCAGAAAUAUCAAAUAUGACGUUCAUUUUUGGCUGCCUGUUUUCUUAUCAUACAAUGUUCAAAGUGCUCAAAAUGUAGUCUCUGACAACCUAGUUUCCAUUAGAGACUUGCAUGUCCGGCCUCAUUUGUUCCGUCUCCUCAAUGGAUUGCACCCCCCUGCAAAAAAAACCUGGCUUCGAGCCUGUAUUUACUCAAAUUGGAAUUAAUUUUAUGAUAUGAACAUCUUAGAAAAAAGCUGAAAAAGGUGUAGGAUUUAUUGAUCCAUAAGAAGAAGCUUACUUUUGCCCAGUGAAUUGACACGUGUUUCCCACUGGAUUUUUCAUUGUGUGUUUUGACUUAUCUUAAGAUAAAUUUGUCAGUUCUAGAGGCCCAGCUUAAUAAUUAAUCAGCCUUUCACAGUUUGAGUUUUGUGAAGGUUUUUGCAACACCACUGUAUUAUGCUCAGGAAAAAAAAUUCUAAAACAAUCCUAAUCUGCAUUCAAGAGUAGGAAGGGCUUCUACAGGAUAGGUUUCAGGGGUUCUCCUCUAUAAGCCAUAUUAGAAGUAACCAACCAGGGCAGAUUGUUCAAAUAGUAUGUAUUACCCAUGAAGUCUUACUUUUGGUAUGUGACGUGCUAUAAUUUUGGGCAAUAGUUUAGCUGCUGUAAAACAAACGAUCUAUUAUAUUAUGCCUAGGACAUCUCUCUGUAUUAAAUUUAGGCCCCCUAGUUGGGCUCAGAUACAAUAGUAGGCAUUUAAUUUUAAGAGAGAAGUGUUUCAUUGUAUUAUUUUAUUUCAUAAAACUAAUGUGCUUCUGGAGAAUAUACCCAGGGAUGUCACCAAGAGUUUAAUUUGGUGGGUAAGUAAAACAAGUAGGCGGGGAAUUAAACAGCUAGGGGUUUUCUUUGGUUCUAUUUUUCUCCUUUUUUCUUAUGAAAGUAGCCAGGAGCCACGUUCAUAGUAGCUGGGGGGAAUCCCCAGCCCUCGAUUCUUAAUGACAGCCCUGGACAUGACCGUUUUUCAUAGUAUACUAUGCAGCUCAUCCAUUUAUAUGGACUUAUCACUGGCUAUCUCUUGAAAAGGCCCUGAGUAUAUACAAGUUUGUAUGGGGACCUUUACGGGAUUUCAAAGAUUAUUUUACCCUGGAGGUCGGGGAAAUGCGAAGGGUUUGAUGUGCACCCGCCAAUCAUUGGCCAUGCCCUUGGGAAGACCCUGCGCAAAUACAAAUUGCUUACAACAUGAAGGAGGUUUGGUUUACAACAACCUUGCACCACAGGGAAAACCGGGGGGGGGGCUUUGUUUAAAGAUAUGGCGGUUGAUUAGGUAUAUAGGCCACUUGUCCAGAAGAUCGUGGGCUUAGCUAUCUCCUUGCGGUGGAAAAACGUGGUGGUAUCGACAGACUGUGUAUUCUCAUUUAAUCUCAGUAAAAUUGUUGUCAUUAUAUCAUAUUUUAUUUUAUUUUAAACAACAUUUAGUUAGAGGUGCCCAGUUCAGCAAGGCUGGUUUGAAUGGGACCCUGAUGUAAAAAAAGAAAGAGAAAAAAAACAACACACAAGACAAAUAAAGAAUAGAAAACUUGAUGAUACAACUAAUUAAAGUACAGUCUAACCUCUCCUUACGAACACUUCUAUAAUACAGACACCUCUCUAUUACGGACAGUUUGUUUGGUCCCACAAAUGCGAAAAAUCAUACAUUCUCUACCUCUAUAAUAAGGACACCUCCGUAAAAUGGAUGCUUGGUUCUGUCCCUUUGGUGUCCGUAUUAAAGAGGUUUGACUAAAAGUAAGGGAGGCUCUAUUAGGCUUGGAUCUAUAGUACCUUUUUAGGCUAAACACAAACUUAUUUAUAUCAUGCUCACUCCUCAGGUCCAGUGGAAAAGCAUGUUGUAUACAUUUUGAUUUACCUUCUGUAAAAGUCUUAAGACAGCAUGAAAGUGGAGCUGUUCAUAAGCAGUAAGAUUUUACAGCAAUUCUGAGGAAAUUCACCCUUUAAAUUGUAAUGCCUAUGAACAGUUGCAUGUUUCCUUAAUGGUAAAGUGCUAUUUUCUAAUGAGGUGAGCUGGGUCGUUAUAAUGGCAUCUCAACUUUACUGUGGUUUAAGGAUGGGGGAUUUCUUAACUUUCAUUGUUCUAUGCCCUCCUCUUGGAGGGGGAAAUUAAGCACUUUCACAGGGUCAUUUGUAAAGUUCCUUUCCGUUGCCCAGGCUGUGACCAAUGAUACCUGCAUCACCAAGGUCGUUUACCGUUGAAUACUCGCGUAUUAUUUGUUUCAAGGUUAACUUCUAUGUCAGAAUUUGGCAAGAUGUAACGUGCAAACUCUUGAUCAAGCUAGAAACUUGAUAAACUAAAUGAGUUUGCUCUAUAUAUCGUUUUCUUAGUUUUUUAUGUCGUGCAAGGUGUCCAAAGCAGAAAGGAUGUGACCUAUGUAUAAAAUUAUUUUUACAACUCUACAGAUCAGUUACUGUAUUGUUACAGUGCCGUAGGUUGACUCAUUCUUAUUAUAUUCAAUACGUUUUCUUUUUCCCCCAGUCAGGCAUCAGAGAGGCUUCAAAUACAGUUUAUCAUCCAUUACAUGGCAACUUAGAGUCUGUGAGCAAGCUCUCCUGAGGCUCCCCGGGGUACGCGGGGCGGAGAAGGGAAGACUUGAAGGAGAGCUUGCACUAAUAUGUUUGAAUAUCUGCGUCCCAGAAUGGGAUACGAAAUGCUGAUUGGCUGAUUUUUAAUCAGGCGAUGACGUUGUGUUCCCUCGGGAGAGCUUGCUUGCAGGCUAGCUGGCCAGACACCUUCAUUGGCGUGAAAUCUUUGAAAAACAUUUCACAUAUUGCUCUAAAGAGUGGUUUAACGCUUUUGAAAUUACUCUAUAGGCGGGUUAUUUGCUAGUUCCUUUAUUGUCUUUGCAAUGGACAAAAAGCGACUCACAGUAGAGUUUAUAUUGUGGCGGGGGCAAGACAUGUAUGAUUUUAACAUCUUAUACAACAGACAAAUUCAGUUCCAAAUUCAUUUUUGUAAUCCGUUUUAAUAGCAGGAGAGAGAAACAAUUUAUUUAGUUGUCCUGGACACCUUCAGUUCAAAAACUUCCUGAGGAACGAUACUCUGUGUUCAAGAGAUGACACAAAGCUAGUAAAAUAUCUGGUUUCCUCAAUCCCAAGGGCAUAAGCAUGCAUUAGCAGUGUUUCGCGACCACUUAACCAUUCUCCUGUUCACCUGGUGCCCUCAACAACCUGUCUAUGAAAACGCGAACUCAACAAAUUUCUUGUGUUUCAAUUUUUUGGUGUGGCCAUACUUUUAGGGCUUUUUUCGCUCGGGCACUGUUUCUAUGUUUAUUUACAUUUGACGCUCACUUCCGCUGUGUGCCGAUUGGCCAAGACUGGCAGCUGUGUUGAUGGGAAGCCACAGGGGUACGUACUGUGGGCGAACUUCAAAUUCCUGAAACGUGUCUGCUAGCUCUCCUUACUUUUUCGCAUGGCUGCCAAAGUGCCCUGCGAGAGCUUGCUCGCACGCGAGGCUACUUAUUAAGUGGCCAGUAAUCAACGUUCAAAAAUAAUUGUAGACUAGAAUUGUAAGUAAAGUCUCCAUUUAGAGACCACUUCUAUUAUACAGAUGACUUCAUUGCACUCAUAAAGAAUUUCUUUAACACAAUCAGAAAAAUUUAGAUGACAUAGUUUAUUUUGUUUUUUGUCUUUCUUGGCAUUGACGCUGUAAUUUUUAUUUACUGACAGAAUUACUGAUAACGUUUUGAUGAGUAAGUUAUCAUUUAUUGAGUUAUUUAUCAGGUAUGUUUUGUUGGAAAGGUAUCAACAGGAAGCUGUUCUGCAUGUCUCUACAGUGCAAGAAGUGUGGCAUGUGUUUUAGUGUAGCAGGAAACUUAAGGAAUCAUGAAACAGUUCACACAGAGGAAAGGCCUUAUGAAUGUAAACAGUGUGGAAAGUGUUUUAGCCAACCAGGGGGAUUAUGGAGUCAUGUAAAAGUUCACACUGGGAAAAAGCCGUAUAAAUGUAAACAGUGUGGCAGAUGUUUUAGCCGAUCAGACGACCUGACGAGACAUGAAAGAGUUCACACUGGCGAAAAACCUUUUGAAUGUCAACAAUGUGGCAAAUGUUUUAACCAUGCAAGUAGCUUAAUACAUUAUGAAAGAGGUCACACUGGAGAAAAGCCUUAUGAAUGUAAACAGUGUGGCAAGUGUUUUAGCCAUGCAGGAAACCUAAGGAAACAUGAAAGAGUUCACACAGGGGAGAAGCCUUAUGAAUGCAAACAGUGUGGCAAGUGUUUUAGCCAUGCAGGAAGCCUAAGGAAUCAUGAAAUAGUUCACACUGGGGAAAAGCCUUAUGAAUGUAAACAGUGUGGUAAGUGUUUUAGCCGAGCAGGAAGCCUAAGGAAUCAUGAAAGAGUUCACACUGUGGAAAAGCCUUAUGAAUGCAAACAGUGUGGUAAGUGUUUUAGCCGAGCAGGAAGCCUAAGGAUUCAUGAAAGAGUUCACACUAGGGAAAAGCCUUAUGAAUGCAAACAGUGUGGUAAGUGUUUUAGCCGAGCAGGAAGCCUAAGGAUUCAUGAAAGAGUUCACACUGGGGAAAAGCCUUAUGAAUGCAAACAGUGUGGUAAGUGUUUUAGCCGAGCAGGAAGCCUAAGGAGUCAUGAAAGAGUUCACACUGGGGAAAAGCCUUAUGAAUGUAAACACUGUGGUAAGUGCUUUAGCCGAGCAGGAUACCUAAAGACUCAUGAAAGAGUUCACACUGGGGAAAAGCCUUUUGAAUGUAAACAGUGUGGUAAGUGUUUCAACCUAGCAAACAGCCUAAGGAGUCAUGAAAGAGUUCACAGCGAAGAUAAACCUUAUGAAUGUAAAGAGUGUGGUAAGUGUUUUCGUCAAGGUGCAGGCUUGCGGAGCCAUAGCAACGUUCACACUGGAGAAAAGCCAUUUGAAUGUCAAAAGUGUGGAACUUUUUUUAGCCGAGCAAGACACCUUAGGAGACAUGAAAGGGUUCACAACGGGGAAAAGCCUUAUGAAUGUAAGCAGUGUGGUAAGUGUUUUAGCCGAUCAGACGACCUGAGGAGACAUGCCAGAAAGACUUAUGAUUGUAAACAGCCUGGCAAGUGUUUUAAUCUCUCAAGAGACCUGAGAGUCCAUCAAAAAAUCCACAGU